GCAGGAAGGACCGUUAGGCGCCAGCUGUUUGGCAGCCGAGCGCGGAGGAAGAGGCUGCCGGGACGCAGGGCCGGGGAGCGGCCCGAGGCCCCAGCGCUGCCGCCGCCAUGCCCCCGCCCGCGCCGCCCGCCGCGCCGCCGCCCGGCCCGCUGAGCCUGCACCGGCCCUUCCUGCGCAGCCCGCUGGCCCCGCUGCGCCUGGGGCAGCUGCUCCUGGGCGCCGCCUGCUGGGGGACGGUGGCGGCCCACAAGUACGAGGGGGCGGCGCACUUCGCGCUCUUCGCCGCCGUGCUGGCCUGGCUGCUGGCGCUGGCGGUCACCGGGCUCAGCCUGCUGGGGCGCUGGGCGCUGCUGCCGCUGCUGGGCGCCCGCUGGCUGCUGGCCAACGCGGCGCAGGACCUGCUGCUGGGCGCCGGGCUGUACGCGGCGGCCGCGGGCGUCAUGGGCCACAAGGCGGAGCGCCACAGCUACUGCAACCUGCCCGGCUACAGCCAGCCCUGCCUCUACCGCGCCUACCUGGCCGCCGCCGCCUGCGCCGCCCUGGCCGCCGCCCUGCACCUGCUCUCGGGCCUCUACUGCCUGGCGCGCCGCUGCCGGGGCCACCGCGACAUCGUCUGAGCGCCGCCCGGGGCCCGGCGGGGACGGAGCCCCCCACGCAGACGGACGGGUCCUCUCUGCCCCUGCCGGAGACCGAGCGGCCUGCCCCGCGGCGGGGACUGAGCGCCCCCGGACGGACGGACAGAGCCCCCCCUGCUCCCCGCCAGGGACCGAGCGCCCCCGGACAGACGGACAGACAGAGCCCUCUGCCCGCUGCUGGGAACCGAGCGUCCCCGGACAGAGUCCCCUGCCCCCCGCCAGGGACCAAGUGCCCCCGGACAGACAGAGCCCUCUGCCCCCCGCCAGGGACUGAACGCCCCCAGACAGACAGACGGAUGGACGGAGCCCCCUGCCGGGGACUGAACGCCCCCAGACAGACAGACGGAUGGACGGAGCCCCCUGCCAGGGGCCGAGUGCCCCCUGACAGACAGACAGACAGAGCCCUCUGCCCCCCCGCCAGGGACCGAGUGCCCCCAGACAGACGGACAGACAGAGCCUCCCCUGCCCCCCGCCAGGGACCAAGUGCCCCCGGACAGACGGAGCCCCCUGCCAGGGACCGAGUGCCCCCGGACAGACAGACAGACAGAGCCCUCUGCCCCCCGCCAGGGACCGAGUGCCCCCAGACAGACAGACGGAUGGACGGAGCCCCCCCCGCCAGAGACUGAGCACCCCCGGACAGACAGAUAGACAGCCCCCUGCCCCCCGCCAGAGACUGAGUGACCCCAGACAGACAGGCGGAUGGACAGACCUCCCCCCGCCUGACAGCUCCCCUAGCCAGUCAGGGACCUGCAAUCCCUAGACAAAGGCCCCCCUUCCCUCCCCGGAGGACGGACGGACGGACGGACAGACACAGGCUAUCCUCAGCCAAAGAACCCAAGCCCUGAUCGCCCGAAGGUGGGGCUGCCAGCCCUCGGGCUCCCCCCUUCUGGCUCUUACAGGUGGGUGCUGGCUCUGGGUCUCUGCUCACUUGCUCCCCGGGGGCGGCUGGGCUGUGGGGCUGGGACAGGAGGGAGCAGGCCCCCAUGGCUGUCAUGGGAGGGGAGGGGAGAGUUCUGGGCCAGGGCCAGGGACAGCUCUGGCAUCCCAGGAACCACUCCUAGCACCCAUUGCCCAGCCAGGAUGAGCAUCCCAGCAUCAGCCCCUCCCCAGGCCAGAAACGCCCAGGGAGAAGCCCUGAUCUAUGAGAACCGACUGCCCAGAGAUCCCCUGUUCUGUGUGGGGGGGACCUCUCUCAGGGGCUGGGCCCUCACACUCCCCUGCCCCCACAUGCAGCCCCUGCUCCUGCCCCAUCUGUUCAGGGACAGAACUAUCCCCCUAGCCCCAGAUGCGGUCCCCACCUAGGCUGGGCGGAUGGCAUGUGGCGGGAAGGGGAGUCCAGUGCCAGCCCAGAGCCACCACCCCUCCCUCGGCCCUGCCCAGGAGUGGGGCCCCAGCAGGGCAAUGCCAUUGCUCACUGCUGCUGCCCAUUCCCAGCCCUGACUCAUGGGUGGGGGAGGAGGGAGCUGGGGCUGAGCCACGCAAGAUGUUCCAGGCCUGGGUAUGUCAGGGCAGCCUGGGAGCCCUCCUCAGUUCAGCCUCCUGCUCAUGGGUGUGUCUCUCCGUAGUGCCGCCUUCUUUGCAGGGGGCACGCAGCCCCUGACAAGCUGUAGACAGGGAUCGCCGCUCCUGCCAGGGAAAUGCAGCUACCUCUGGGGUGGCGCGCAGCAGUCGUUUAAUCGCUGUGCAGCUGGUGAGGACAGGAAGUGAAAGACACUGUGCCCAAUUGAAGUUGCAGGGUGGGACGGAUUUGAGGUUGGUGGAAUUUAGCCCAAUAAGGAAAUUCAAGGGAAGGACAGGCAGGUUUCAUAACCAAGCACAGACCUCUCCAAGACGGCUCCACUUUGGAAGAUCCCCUGCACAGGGUUCCGCCAGCAGGGCAAGCCUGGCCUGUGCUGCUUGGGGCACAAGGGAAGUGUUGGCCUCCCUGCUCCGCGGGCUGAUUCCACAAGUGGUGACUCAGGGCCGCGCCCCCGGUCCCUGGGCAGCGGCUGUGCCAAAGCCGUUCUGGGCAGCGCAGAGGAGCCCCAGUGCCUUCGAUUUUUUACAGACUUCCACCCUAGUGCCAUCGAUCCCUGCGCUGUUCUUGCCCCCGGAGCUGGGCAGGCGUGACUUGCUGUGAAGGAGGCACAGAAGGACACUGGAGAUGCAGCGGCUGGGGGCUGUGCCCUGUUUCAGGAAAGUGCCUUUCACCCCAGCGACCUCCAGAGCUCUGCGCAAAGGCAGAGGGAGCCAGAGGGUGGAUCAGCCUGGCCUGGGGCCCUCCACCCGAAAGCUGACAGCUUGGGGAACUUGACCGGCUCCAGCACAUCCUGGGAAAGCCCCAGCUCUGGCUCCUCUCCUGACCCCUCCUCCAGCCAGGAGGCCCCGGGGAUGGACUGGCUGCGAGGGCUGGAACGGGGCUGCCAGCCAGGCCUGGAGGAAAGCUCCACUUUGGAUGGAAUUGUGCUGGGAAAUUCAUCUUUGGAGAUUGCGCUGAGCCCAGCCCCAGGCUGCUCGGCACCCUCCAGGCCCUCUGGGAAAGGCCAGUGGCUGCAGGCUCCUGGACACCGAAGAAGCAGUGGCAGAAGCUGAGGGCAGAUGACGCGGUGGAGCUGAGGGAGGGAGCCGAACCCAGAGUUUGCUGAGGAGCCUGCUCCGUGGCUCCCGUACACAGGGCCUGGUGCUGGGACCUCCGGAGGCUGCCCUGGGCUGGAGGGAGCAGGCGAGGAGCCCAGGAGGGACUGGAGAGCCGCAGCCUCUGCUCAUGGAGAGCCCAGCAGCCCCAUGCUGCUGUGGGAGAGGACAUGGACUGGGCAGAUGUGUCCCUGCCCUGUACAGCCAGGCUUGCUCCCCAUGUGCAGCGGACGGGCCCAGAGCUGCCUGGUGCCCGCCUGCCUCGUGCUCAGGCUGUGCCAUGUUGCUCACGAAUGGCCAAGCCCCAGCGCACUGGAGAGCCACGGGCCUCCACCUACUAGUGUCUUGCUGCCCUGUCUUUUCCCUGGGCAUGUCCUGCACAGUGCCCUUGCCUCCCAGCUGUGCCCCCAUCCCUCCCUUGGGGAGAUCCCACCUGUCAGCACAGGACGUGCCACAGGCACCAGCCAGGCAGUCCUCCCCGGUGCCUGCGGAUCUUUCCCAUCUUCCCUGCCACUUGCAGCUCUGCGCAUGGCCCCGGGGCCUGCUCUGCAUGGCUGGGGCAGGAGCUGGCCCCGCUGUGUGACAGGGAGGGGCUCUGUCCCUGGCGUGUUUCCCAGGCCCCUGCCUGUUUGACUCGUGGGCCCAGCUGCACCCAGAUCUCUGUUGUUUGCUGUGGAUUCACCUCCCUAAAUAAAGGGUUGCUGGUACGA
Gopherus evgoodei (Goodes thornscrub tortoise) is the source of this 3958-nucleotide messenger RNA. It is a transcript of the gene MARVELD1, whose product is annotated as MARVEL domain containing 1. The record is from RefSeq and is a predicted model, not a curated record. Gene Ontology annotation, cellular component: membrane. Bases 108 to 617 code for a protein of 169 amino acids. The transcript has 2 exons. Lineage: Eukaryota; Metazoa; Chordata; Testudines; Testudinidae.